Molecule: messenger RNA, 4927 nt
Organism: Cryptotermes secundus
Lineage: Eukaryota; Metazoa; Arthropoda; Insecta; Blattodea; Kalotermitidae
Product: RNA helicase aquarius
Exons: 27
Coding region: 135-4478 (1447 amino acids)
Biological process (GO): mRNA splicing, via spliceosome
Cellular component (GO): catalytic step 2 spliceosome
Molecular function (GO): mRNA binding; helicase activity
Source: RefSeq, a predicted model, not a curated record
AUUAGCGUUGUGUACUGAUCUGUGUGUGUGUUUCGCAAGCUUUCGACAGCAUGUUUUGAGUGGUGUUUGAAUCGAUUGAGUGUUGGUUUUUAGUAAUGAAUGUGUAUUGUAACAUAAAGAGUACUGGCUAAGCUAUGGCUACCGGUACGCAAAGUAUGAAAUCAAAAGGGCCGGCUCCGACCGUAGACCAAAUAAAUGCUGACAGAAUUACACAGCUUGCAAAUCGGUACUGGGCACCGUAUACCAUAGAAAAUCAUCUCCCAUUUGAUGACAGGGUCGUUGAAGAUAUAUACACAAAAGAAAUACGUGGCUCAAAUUUUUCAAUUCGCCGUAUCAUGAUGUUGGAGUUCAGCCAGUAUUUGGAGAAUUAUCUGUGGCCCAAUUACCUUACAUCAAAGUCUUCACAUGCUCACAUGAUGUCCAUUGUGAUCAUGGUUAAUGAGAAGUUCAGGGAGAGAGUUCCAGCUUGGCAGCCAUUUAGGAAGCUACAAGAACAUUUUCCUGGCUUCUUCCAACAAAUGUUGGAGGCCUGUCUAAUGGAUGAGCCAAAUUGUUCUCUUCGUGAACAGACAGCACUGUUGGUUUUCCUAAACCAUUGCUUCAACAGUAUGGAGGUGGACCUCAUUCGUGACCAAGUGAAACGGCUUGUAUCACUAUCUAUGUGGGUCUCAUUACAGCAGGGCCGGAGAGAGCAAGAACUACGAGCUGUUCCCAAAUGGAGAAAGUACUGGAAACUGAUUCAGCGCAAAGACACUCAAGAGGCGAGAGAGAAACUGGACUGGGAACGUAGAUUCCUGCAAAGACUUAUGGUCAAAUUCAUGAAGUUACUUGAAUCUUUACAACCAGAAGGUGAAGUCAGCAGUGAAGUGGUUCACUACUGUGAACGAUUUUUGGAAUUAGUAAUUGAUCUGGAAGCCUUGUUACCUACACGUCGUUUCUUCAAUACUGUACUUGAUGACUGUCAUGUAGUGGUUCGAUGUCAUCUCUCACACCUUCCACGUCUGCCGGAGGGAAACCUGUUUGCUCAGUUGCUGGACAUGCUUAAAUUCUACUCACGAUUUGAAAUCAGUGAUGAGACAGGGGACCCUCUCACAGAUCAUGACAUGACUGAGAUACAUUACUCCAGAAUUAAGUCACUACAGAAAGCAGCAUUUGCAAAGUUCCCAGAUUUACGUGACUUUUCUUUGGCAAAUGUUGCAAGUGUGGAUACAAGAGAGGCACUGUUGAAGCACUUUGGACCACUCAGCCAGGAGAAGUUGAGGAGUAUUGCAACAUAUCUCAACUUAGUCCCACCUCCUGACAAGGCUGAAGUGGAGGAUUGGUUCCGAUUUGAUAAUGACUUUCUCCUCGAACUUCUGGUGUCACGGCAUGAGCGACGUGCCUCACAGCUGCAAGCCCUGAAUGAGAUGCCUCUAUAUCCAACAGAGGAUAUCAUCUGGAAUGAAAAUAUUGUCCCAAGUGAAUAUUUCUCUGGAGAAGGUUGCCUGGCUCUACCAAAACUCAACUUACAGUUUCUCACACUACAUGAUUAUCUGCUGCGCAAUUUCAAUCUAUUCCGACUGGAGUCAACAUAUGAAAUUCGACAGGAUAUUGAAGAUGCAGUCAGUAGAUUAAGUCCAUGGAAGGCAGAAGAUGGCAGCAUCUUCUAUGGAGGGUGGGCUCGUAUGGCGCAGCCAAUUGUCAAUUUUGCUGUUGUUGAAGUGGCCAAGCCUAACAUUGGGGAGAAGCGACCGUCACGAGUUCGUGCUGAUGUAACAGUGAAUCUUAGUGUCAGAAAUGAGAUCAAGGCAGAGUGGGAAAAUCUUCGUAAGCAUGAUGUCUGCUUCCUCAUUACUGUCCGUCCUAUUGCUACCAUAGGUACCAAAUAUAGCUACCGUGAACCAUUUGUACCACAGGUGGGCCUGACAUAUGUGCGAGGAUGUGAGAUAGAGGGAAUGCUUGACCAGAAUGGACGAGUUAUUGAAGAGGGUCCUGAGCCCAAACCACAGUUACCAGGAGAGAAGCGAACUUUUCGUGUGUGGCUAGACUGCAACCAGUACCGUGCUGAUAUGGACUUGGCAAGCCAGGGAAAAGAGGAUGUGUAUGAGACCUUUAACAUUCUAAUGCGUCGCAAACCUAAGGAGAACAAUUUUAAGGCAGUGCUGGAAACAAUUCGAGAGCUCAUGAACACAGAGUGUGUUGUGCCAGGCUGGUUACAUGAUAUCAUCCUGGGAUAUGGAGAUCCAGGGGCUGCCCACUACUCCAGAAUGCCUAAUGAGAUUGCAACAAUGGAUUUUAAUGAUACAUUCCUGAAUCUGGACCAUCUUCGAGCCAGUUUCCCAGAGCAUGAAAUUCGUGUACAGACUGAUGAUCCAAAGAAACUGGUACCUCCCUUCAGGCUAACGUUUGGUGAGGUCUUAAGCAAGAAACGAUAUUCAGCAGACACUGAUGAAUUGAAAUCUUCCAAGGUGAUCACUGUGCAGCCUCAUGUGAUCCCAAGCAGAGGACCAUACCUGUUCAAUGAGCCCAAAAAGAAUGCAAUUCCAUUCACACCCACGCAGGUAGAGGCAAUUCGUGCUGGAAUGCAGCCAGGCCUGACAUUGGUUGUGGGUCCACCAGGAACAGGGAAAACAGAUGUGGCUGUUCAGAUAAUCUCAAAUCUUUACCACAACUUCCCGGCACAGCGGACGCUCAUUGUUACUCAUUCAAAUCAGGCCUUGAAUCAGCUUUUUGAGAAAAUCAUGCAACUUGAUAUUGAUGAGAGGCAUCUGCUGCGUCUUGGUCAUGGAGAAGAAGCUCUUGAAACGGAGAAAGACUUCAGCAGGUAUGGGCGAGUGAACUAUGUUCUGGCAAAACGCUUGGAUUUGCUGAUGGAAGUGCAGAGACUUCAGGAUAGUCUGAAAGUCACUGGUGAUGUUGCUUACACAUGUGAGACUGCAGGCCACUUCUUCCUGUAUCACAUCUUGGCUCGAUGGGAACGCUUCCUCAGUAGAGUCCGUCCACGUUCAGGCAAGAUUAUUCCAGUGAGAACUGUUAAAGAUGAGUUUCCAUUCCACCGCUUUUUUGAUAAUGCACCAAAACCUCUCUUCAAAUGUCAGAAUUAUGAAGAAGAUAUGGAAAUUGCUGAAGGUUGCUUCAGGUAUCUGGAGAAGAUAUUCACUCAACUUGAAGAGUUUCGGGCAUUUGAACUGCUGCGCAGCGGGUUGGACCGUUCAAAGUAUCUGCUUGUGAAGGAGGCAAAAGUGAUUGCCAUGACUUGUACCCAUGCUGCACUCAAACGGAGGGAAUUAGUUGAUCUUGGUUUCAAGUAUGACAACAUCCUAAUGGAGGAGGCAGCACAGAUCCUUGAGAUUGAAACAUUCAUUCCUCUGCUGCUGCAGAAUCCUGAAGACGGCUUUAGUCGACUUAAACGCUGGAUCAUGAUUGGUGAUCACCAUCAGCUGCCACCCGUAAUAAAAAACAUGGCAUUCCAAAAGUACUCCAACAUGGAACAGUCUCUCUUCACUCGCAUUGUGAGGCUAGGGGUGCCAACUGUUGACUUGGAUGGACAAGGCCGAGCAAGGCCAAGCAUCUGCAACCUAUACAAAUGGCGGUACAAAAGACUAGGCAAUCUGGCACAUGUAGAAAACUGGCCUGAAUAUCGUGUUGCCAACCCUGGUUUCUGGUUUGAUUUCCAACUUAUCAAUGUGGAAGAUUUCAAUGGUGUUGGCGAGUCAGAACCCAGUCCGUACUUCUACCAGAAUCUGGCAGAGGCAGAAUAUUGUGUGGCUGUGUUCAUGUACAUGAGGCUGAUCGGCUACCCAGCUGACAAGAUAUCCAUCCUCACCACAUACAAUGGGCAGAAGCAUCUCAUUCGUGAUGUCAUCAAUAUUCGCUGUGCAACCAACCCACUCAUUGGACGACCACAUAAAGUGACCACAGUGGACAAGUACCAGGGUCAACAGAAUGACUACAUCUUGCUUUCAUUGGUACGGACAAAGGCAGUUGGGCAUCUGAGAGAUGUACGCCGUCUGGUAGUGGCUAUGUCUCGUGCUCGACUUGGUCUCUACAUAUUUGCCAGGGUUUCUCUUUUCAAGAAUUGCUUUGAAUUGACUCCAGCAUUCAGUCAGCUAAUGGCCCGACCACUGAAACUGCACAUUGUUCCUCAUGAAGCUUUCCCUGCCCAGAGACUUAACAACUGUGCUCCUCAAGGAGCUCCACAGGAAGUGGAAGAUAUGCCCCAGAUGGCAGCAUUCGUGUACGAAUUCUACAUACAGAAGGUUCAGGCAAUGAAAUCAGCAUUCUAUGGAGCUCAGAAAGUGUGGCAGAAGCCUGGUGCACAGAAGGAAGUAGUUCCUGAACAUUUUGUUUCUCAUCAUCCUGGAGCAGAUGAUGACACAGACAGCGAAGAAGAACAGGAGAGAAUUAAAAGUGACAUGAAGCAGGAACAUGUGGAAGUCACUGCUGAUGAAGACCAACAGGAAAGUCCAGAGAGGAUGGAGGUAUCUGAAGAGGCAUAGACAGAUAUCACAUGUCAUGCAGAAACCAUGUUCAUUGGUUUGAUCAUUGAAAACCUUUAAAUAAAUUAUGAAGUUACAUGCAACAUAAUUAUUAUCCAUUUAGGAAGUGAUGUGUUGAGAACAGUGAAGAUAUGUGUCUGUUUGUACUGUUUUCUCUGUGUAAAAAUAUAUACAAAUACUCCAGUAAGAGUCAGUUUGCUGGGAUAAUACCCAUACUCCCUUCCAAGCCCUUUCCAUUUCAAUGUUCAUCAGUCAUAAAAUAAAAUAACCCCCACCCAAAGAAAAAGAAUGACAUGAAAUCAAGUGCCAUUAAACAAUGUGGGAAAGAAUGUUAUAUAUCUUAUGGAAAAAGUGCAAGAAAUACACACACAAACAGAUAAAUGUGUGAAGGGUGCAUGUAUUGAGACAGAGUACUUCCUUUGAAGAUGGUAUACUGCUAUAAGAUCACA